ACCCCUGGGUCAACACUUGCUUUGGAAAGCAGUGCCAGAUAGUUGAUUGUUCAAGUUUAUUCAAGAUGGCUGUUUCAAAUCUUAUGUUUUUGGUGUUCUUGUUUUACAAAUUGGUGCUCAAUGGAUUUGCCUCUCCAAUUGGGUAUCCGUUAUACCAGACUGCUAGUAAGCAAGUGCACUUGGAGAAGAAAGAUGGCCCCUUGUCCUGUCCUUAUGCAAGCCAAAAUCCAAACCCGCCAGUGGUAGCAAAGUGUAACUUGAAUGUUCUGCUGUCUUUGCAGAAUGCAUCUGGGCUAGUUAUCCAAAAGGGAAUCGACGUGAGAAAUCUGCCUGCAGAGUCCAGCCCUCUGCCUGCUCAGGAGACCAGCCCCCAGACUGCCAAAGAGUCCAGCUCUAUCCCAGCUGGAAAAUCUAGCUCUCACCCAGUUGUGGAGUCCAGCCCCCAGCCUGCCAAUGAGUCCAGCUCUAUCCCAGCUGGAGAAUCUAGCUCUCACCCAGUUGUGGAGUCCAGCCCCCAGCCUGCCAAUGAGUCCAGCUCUAUCCCAGCUGGAGAAUCUAGCUCUCACCCAGUUGUGGAGUCCAGCCCCCAGCCUGCCAAUGAGUCCAGCUCUAUCCCAGCUGGAGAAUCUAGCUCUCACCCAGUUGUGGAGUCCAGCCCCCAGCCUGCCAAUGAGUCCAGCUCUAUCCCAGCUGGAGAAUCUAGCUCUCACCCAGUUGUGGAGUCCAGCCCCCAGCCUGCCAAUGAGUCCAGCUCUAUCCCAGCUGGAGAAUCUAGCCCUCUGCCUGCUGAGACCAGCCUCCAGACUGCCAAUGAGUCCAGCACUAUCCCAGUUUUAGUAUCUAGUUCUCGGACUGCUGUGGAAUCCAGCUCCAUCCCAGCUGGAGAAUCUAGCCCUCUGCCUGCUGAGGAGACCAGCCCCCAGCCUGCCAAUGAGUCCAGCUCUAUCCCAGCUGGAGAAUCUAGCUCUCACCCAGUUGUGGAGUCCAGCCCCCAGCCUGCCAAUGAGUCCAGCUCUAUCCCAGCUGGAGAAUCUAGCUCUCACCCAGUUGUGGAGUCCAGCCCCCAGCCUGCCAAUGAGUCCAGCUCUAUCCCAGCUGGAGAAUCUAGCUCUCACCCAGUUGUGGAGUCCAGCCCCCUGCCUGGCAAGGAAUCCAGUGCUAUCCCAGCUGCAGAGUCCAGCCCCCAGGCUGCCAAUGAGUCCAGCUCUAUCCCAGCUGGAGAAUCUAGCCCUCUGCCUGCUGAGGAGACCAGCCUCCAGACUGCCAAUGAGUCCAGCACUGUCCCAGUUGGAGAAUCUAGCUCUCAGACUGCUGUGGAAUCCAGCUCUAACCCAGCUGGAGAAUCUAGCUCUCACCCAGUUGUGGAGUCCAGCCCCCAGCCUGCCAAUGAGUCCAGCUCUAUCCCAGCUGGAGAAUCUAGUUUUUGGACUGCUGUGGAAUCCAGCUCUAUCCCAGCUGGAGAAUCUAGCUCUCAGACUGCUGUGGAAUCCAAUGCCAUCCCAGCCGGAGAAUCUAGCUCUCAGAUUGCUGUGGAAUCCAAUGCCAUCCCAGCUGGAGAAUCUAGCUCUCAGACUGCUGAGGAAUCCAGCUCUAUCCCAGCUGCAGAGUCCAGCCCCCAGGCUGCCAAUGAGUCCAGCACUAUCCCAGUUGGAGAAUCUAGCUCUCACCCAGUUGUGGAGUCCAGCCCCCAGCCUGCCAAGGAAUCCAGUGUUAUCCCAGCUGCAGAGUCCAGCCCCCAGCCUGCCAAUGAGUCCAGCUCUAUCCCAGCUGGAGAAUCUAGCGCUCACCCAGUUGUGGAGUCCAGCCCCCAGCCUGCCAAUGAGUCCAGCUCUAUCCCAGCUGGAGAAUCUAGUUCUCAGACUGCUGAGGAAUCCACCUCUAUCCCAGCUGGAGAAUCUAGCUCUCAGACUGCUGUGGAAUCCAGCUCUAUCCCAGCUGGGGAAUCUAGCUCUCACCCAGUUGUGGAGUCCAGCCCCCUGCCUGCCAAGGAAUCCAGUGCUAUCCCAGCUGCAGAGUCCAGCCCCCAGCCUGCCAAUGAGUCCAGCUCUAUCCCAGCUGGAGAAUCUAGCUCUCACCCAGUUGUGGAGUCCAGCCCCCUGCCUGGCAAGGAAUCCAGCUCUAUCCCAGCUGGAGAAUCUAGCCCUCUGCCUGCUGAGACCAGCCUCCAGACUGCCAAUGAGUCCAGCACUAUCCCAGUUUUAGUAUCUAGUUCUCAGACUGCUGUGGAAUCCAGCCAUCCCAGCUGGAGAAUCUAGCUCUCAACCAGUUGUGGAGUCCAGCCUCCAGACUGUCA
Molecule: messenger RNA, 2293 nt
Organism: Onychostoma macrolepis
Lineage: Eukaryota; Metazoa; Chordata; Actinopteri; Cypriniformes; Cyprinidae
Product: mucin-4
Exons: 4
Coding region: 66-2255 (729 amino acids)
Source: RefSeq, a predicted model, not a curated record